Molecule: messenger RNA, 981 nt
Organism: Rattus norvegicus (Norway rat)
Lineage: Eukaryota; Metazoa; Chordata; Mammalia; Rodentia; Muridae
Product: disks large homolog 5-like
Source: RefSeq, a predicted model, not a curated record
AUCGUUGUGACAACCAAUUCCCUACUUUUUCUCUUAGUGUCCAAAGGAUAUAUCCACAGACAUGUUUGCCCGUCUUUGUAGGCGCUUUGGGAGAGUUGAUGUUGAUAGAGAAGAGUCUAGAGUGAAGCAAACGAAACCUAAAGAGGCCUGCAGACAGACGUCAUCCCCUGAAAAUGUCCUAAACAAGGUGCAGGCCAACGAGGAAGAGGAGAGGCUGAAUAGAGAACUGGAGCUAACUACCAAGGAGAGAAAUGAGCUGACAGAUCGCCUCCUUUAUGUGACAGGUGGAUCCAUGAGCAAGAGCCCCUACUUCAGGCCAAAUCCAUUUUAUGAAAACUUGAAGAUAAAGGAGAAAGAGGUCAUGUCAUUACUGCACAACUUAGACACAAAGAACAUUGAACAUCGUGAGAAAUUUCAGGAGCUCAAGAAGGAGAUUAACUUCUAUCGCAACCUGCACAGCCGGCUCCUGAUGGACCAGGCAUGUAUGAAGAAGAAGUUGGUCACAUUGAAGCAGGAGAGCAAGGAGUUACAGCGAUAUUUGUUUGAGUUGAACCCGAAUGCUGAAGACGAACAGGAGAAGACCAGCAACCUCCAGACCCAGCAAAAUGUGGUAGGAACAAGCAGCUGAGUCAGAUUAACAAUGUCUGAUACCAUUUGCCUAUUGGAUACAUCUUUGCUUCCCCUAUCAUCUUUCUAAUCUCCCCACACCCAAUCAGUCACCUACCUCAUGUGAUAGAGUUAUUCAUUGCUCUGUCUAUGCACAAGUAUUCUGGGAUGUUAACCACUCUUCAGAAACUGAAUUAUGGGCAAAUACACUUAUCUGCCCUUUUUGUAACUGCAGGCCAGAAAUGGUGACAGAGGAAUAACAUAUCACAUGACUGCAUCUCCCUGUCAUAGAUUGGAUGCUAUGAAGAGUUUUGAACGAGUUCUUGGUCGUGUGACAAAGGUCAUACAGGGGUCAUGUGAUGGUUGGAAGCACCU